AAGACGUGAUUAUGCUGGUUGAUACAUUUGAAUGGUACAUAAUGCCAUGUGCGAAUCCUGAUGGUUACGAGUAUAGCCAUACUAAAAAUAGACUCUGGCGUAAGACAAGGUCACAUACAAAAUCAAUUAGAGGCUGUAGAGGUGUGGAUCCUAAUCGAAAUUGGAGCUUUAAGUGGAAUAAAGGUGGCGCCAGUAACAGGAAAUGUUCUGAUAUAUAUGCUGGGCCUAAAGCAUUCUCAGAACCUGAAACUAAAGCUAUUUCGGACUUUAUUCUGUCAAAAAACAACAGAGUAAAGUUAUACCUUGAUGUACAUUCUUACGCUCAGAUGUGGCUUACUCCAUGGGGCUGGACGUCACAACUUCCCACAGACUAUAAAGACCAGUACAACCUUGCCAGCAUAGGCACGAAAGCCUUGAAAUCUGUCCAUGGAACUAAUUUCAAUAUAGGAUCAUCUACGAAUCUUCUCUACCGAGCCUCAGGUGGAGCAGACGACUGGGCUUACGGUGUUGCUGGGGUGAAAUAUUCCUACACUGUGGAACUGAGAGACACAGGAAAACACGGUUUUUUCAUUCCUACUAAACAAAUCAUCCCAUCGGGAGAGGAGACUUUUGCCGCUGUAAAAGCUGUAGCAAUUGCCUUGAAAAAUGAACUGUUCAACAAUUAGGUUCAACAUCAGCAUAUUUUAUACUUUCGAAUUUAU
This is a messenger RNA of Limulus polyphemus (Atlantic horseshoe crab), 701 nucleotides long. Its product is annotated as carboxypeptidase B-like. The annotation marks the transcript as partial. The record is from RefSeq and is a predicted model, not a curated record. NCBI's taxonomy places the organism in Eukaryota, Metazoa, Arthropoda, Merostomata, Xiphosura, Limulidae. The transcript is spliced from 5 exons. Gene Ontology annotation, molecular function: zinc ion binding; metallocarboxypeptidase activity. Gene Ontology annotation, biological process: proteolysis.